Branchiostoma floridae (Florida lancelet) is the source of this 1569-nucleotide messenger RNA. RefSeq names its product SWI/SNF-related matrix-associated actin-dependent regulator of chromatin subfamily E member 1-like. Gene Ontology annotation, molecular function: nuclear receptor binding; nucleosomal DNA binding. The record is from RefSeq and is a predicted model, not a curated record. Lineage: Eukaryota; Metazoa; Chordata; Leptocardii; Amphioxiformes; Branchiostomatidae. Gene Ontology annotation, cellular component: SWI/SNF complex. Gene Ontology annotation, biological process: negative regulation of DNA-templated transcription.
UGAUUUUGUGGGAAGGUUUCAGCACAGAGACCUUUCCCUUCUACUGGUGCAGGUUUACAGCCAAGUUAUGUCACAGAGAUCCACUCCGCGUCCCGGAGCUUUGCAGAACAACAUGCCGUUCACAACGACUGCACACGGAAACCUGCUACAACCCCAUUCGCUUUACCGGCAUGCCCACUAUAAAGGGUGGUCAAGUGGAGAUGCCCAAGCCCCCCAAACCUCCCGACAAACCGUUGAUGCCUUACAUGAGGUUCAGUCGGAAGGUGAGUAAAAAGGUUUGGGAGCAGGUGAAGGCCCAGCACCCCGACCUGAAGCUAUGGGAGAUAGGCAAGAUCAUCGGACAGAUGUGGAGGGACCUCACUGAGGAGAAGAAACAGGAAUACCUGGAUGAUUAUGAAGCUGAGAAGAUUGAGUACAAUGAAAACAUGAAGGCUUACCACAACUCACCUGCCUACCAGGCCUAUGUGGCUGCCAAGGACAGAGCGGAGAGUCUGCAGCAGCAGAUGCAGCAGCAGCAACAACGAGAGCGACAGAAGCAGGAGGCGCGACAGUCCAUCCAGCCUGCAGAAGAUGAGGAUGUUAGCCUGAGUAUCCAGCCAGCAGAGGACAAGGAUGAUUACGAUGAUGGUUUCUCGGUGAAGCACAUCGCCACCGCCCGCUACCAGCGCAAUCAUCGCCUCAUGAACGAGAUCUUCAGCGAGGCUGCCGUGCCAGACGUCCGCACCGUGGUGACCAGCGCUCGGAUGAACGUCCUCAAACGACAGGUCCAGUCGCUCAUGGUCCAUCAGAAAAAACUGGAGGCUGAGCUGCUUCAGAUUGAGGAGCGGUUUGAGAACAAGAAGAAACGCUUCCUGGAGGACAGCGAUAACUUCAACCAUGAGCUGAAAAAGAUCUGUGCCCAGAAGGUUGAGAUCGACCAUGACAAGAUCAUGCAGGACGUGAAAGAAUCCAUCGAGAAACAGAAGAUCUUGAAACAACAGCAGCUGGAGGAGCAGAAGAGAAAAGAGGAAGAGAGGAAGAUCGAAGAGGAAAAGAAAAAGGCACAGGAAGCAGCUGAAGCAGAAAAGAAGGCAGAGGAAGAGGCAAAGGCAGGAGAGAAGACCGAAGAAAAAGAAGCUGAAGGUACAGAAACUGACCAAUCACAAGACACCAAGACAGAUGAUGGUACAGACAAGAAAGAAGAAGCUGACCAAUCAGAGAAACCAGCUGGUAAUGCUGAAGCAAAGGUAGCUGACCAAUCGGGUGAUAAGGGAACUGACCAAUCAGAGGACAGUAAUCUUUCAAAUGACACAUUGGUCAGUAAAAGCGACCAAUCAGAGAGUGAGAAAGAUGAAGGAGGAAAAGCUGACAAAGAUGGUGCCAAAGAUGACAAACCAGAGAAAAUGGAUGUUGACCAAUCAACACAGAGCAAAGAAGAAAAUGACCAAUCAGAAGCCAGCAAGGAUGGAGAAGAUAAGGUAGAGAAAGGGGAAGAGAAAGAGGCAGAUGACACAGAAAGUCAGGACACAGUUUUGAGUCAGGACACAGAGAGCCAGGAAGAACCCAUGGAAACAUAAAACAAACAAAAAA